Molecule: messenger RNA, 1614 nt
Organism: Anthostomella pinea
Lineage: Eukaryota; Fungi; Ascomycota; Sordariomycetes; Xylariales; Xylariaceae
Source: the annotation of a GenBank genome assembly
AUGGCCUAUCGACGAUCAGACGACGACUUGGCCUACGGCGAGCGAUGGGACAGGGAUCGAUUUGCGCAGGAGACCGAUCGUAACCGUCACGGAGCGGACAGAGAGCGCUUCGAGGAACACGAUCGCUACUACAGCCGUGGCCCGCCGGUACGUGAGCGACCUCGUGAGUCGUCACUUGACGACCGAUUUGAGCCACGAGGGCCGCCUCGUCCGUGGGAUGACGAGUUCGUCAUACGCGAGAAGAAAUACUACGAUGAGGGACCACGGCGCUCCCCACCCCCGGAGAUGGAACGGCGAGUACUCUACGAGAGAGAUAGAGAGCGAGAGUACCGGAACACAUCCCCUCCCCGACGGCCCGGGACCCUAGUGCGACGGCAGUCAUCCCUCGACACCUUCGAUAGGCGGCCUGCGCCAAAGUUCUUCGAAAGAGAGGAAUACGGUCCUCCAGCCCGCCGCGCAGACUACCGUCCCGACCCGUACCAACCGAUCCCCCUUCCCCGCUCUCGUGCACUUCCACCCCCGAGAAUAUAUGCGGAGCGGGACUUUGACGAGAUCAAAAUAUCCGAGCCCGAGCGUUACGGCGAUGAAGAAUACCACGCGUAUCCCGAGCGCAUUCGCGAGAGGGAGAUUACGCGGUCGAAGAAACGGCGGGAUCGAAGUAGCUCGAGAACCAGCAGAGCGACUACUACAGCGCCGACCACCACGCAUCGUGCCAGCACUGUUCGAAGCAGCUCACGAUCCUCUACAACCACCAGUAGUUCGAGCAGCUCCAGCAGCAGCGGGGGCACCGUUGUAACUGUCAAGAGCGAAUACCCCAAGAAGGGAAAGACCAGAAUCCCAGCCAAACUCGUGUCCAAGCGGGCAAUUAUCGACACAGGGUACCCCUUCGUCGAAGAGGGCAACACUAUCAUCGUUCAAAAGGCCCUCGGCCAGCAGAACAUCGACGACCUGCUCAAGCUGAGCGAAGACUACAAGAAGUCUGAACUCGAAGUCGCUGCCGCCCGCUCAGUCCCUGGUGCUGUCAUCGAGGAACGCAAGGAAGAGGUGGUGUAUACAAUUCCACCGCCUCCGCCAGCACCCCCGACAGUUAUCCACGCCCCUCCUCCACCACCGCCGCCGCCCGCCCAGCCCGUCAUGGAGGUUGUCAAGGAGACCAUCGUACGGGAUGCUUCGCCUGUCCGCAGCCACCGCAGCUAUUCCACCUCCAGCUACUCCACCUCCACGAGUGGGCGGACACCCCUCAUCAUCGAGACCAACCCGAGGGAGUACAGCGACGAGAUGGCACUCGGUCCCCUGGCCCUGGUGGGAGACCGUCGCCGCUCCGACAAGGAGAUCAAGAUGGAGAUCGCGCGUCUCGAGGCCGAGCGGGACCUCAUGCGCAGUGACCGCCACCGCCACCACCAUCACCACUCCCACUCCUCGCGCUCCCGCCACCGCUCGCACAGCCACAGCACCGAGCGCGAGAUGGUCCGGGCCGAGCGCCUGCCGACGGGCGAACUGGUCCUCUACGAGGAGCAGGUCGAGAAGAUCGAGGAGCCGCGGCGCGGGGUGCGCAUCGAGAAGGACAAGAAAGGUAGGAUGUCCAUCAGCGUGCCGAAAUCGAAGCAUCGAUAG